Messenger RNA from Penicillium antarcticum, 414 nucleotides. RefSeq lists its product as uncharacterized. The record is from RefSeq and is a predicted model, not a curated record. The coding region runs from base 1 to 414 and encodes 137 amino acids. NCBI's taxonomy places the organism in Eukaryota, Fungi, Ascomycota, Eurotiomycetes, Eurotiales, Aspergillaceae. The transcript has a single exon.
AUGCCUAGGAAAUGGGCAGAGACCACGGUCCGGCUACCAUCUAUCCCCCCUUUGAAAGCCGCUCUCUUGAACGACGACUUGAUCGACCCGUACAAAGUAACCUCGAAGGCCAAGAAAGACCAAGCUCCAAACCCACAUCCCACGACCAGUGCCAACACUGCCAAGUUCAUCACGGAGAGCAAUGUCUUGGAACCCGAACGCCCAGUCGGAUCAAAGUCCACUUCUGCUCCGAGAACACCACAGGUCGUCCGGUCGUACACCGAUAUGCCAUUGGCCUUUAGGCCAAGAAACAGACGUGUGGGCCAGCUACCGGCUUUGAGGCCGCAUCAGGUAAUCACCCGUGAGCCUUCAAGCAAAUGGGACAUCGGACUUAAAGCCCCUCAGUGGGGAUACACUGUUGCAAGGGCAGCGUGA